CACAAAUCUGCAGUUACAGUAGUUGUGGAAGGAGAGUUCUGUUUUUCAAGGAGUUAUCAGCACAGGAAGCUUUAUUCUAGGAAGAACCACCAUGAUCUCUUUGUAACUGCACUGUGGAGCCCCUCAGGAGUGUACAAAGAGCAGGGACUCUGGCUGUGAGGAUCACUGGCAGGGAAUGAUGGGCAGCUCACAGCAAGCUGGAUGGUGCCAGAAACCCACAUCACCCACAGAGGCAAGAGCUGCUUUGAAAGUUGUCAGGAAGACGACAUAUAUCAUUGUCCUGCUCACCAUCGCUGUGGCCACAGAACUUACAGAGUACAAGAGAGUGUCAGAAACAGUAGGCAAGAGCUCUGUGCUCACCUGCUCUCCCAAAUCAGAUACGAUUAUGGCAACAUGGAGAAUAAGCUCCAAGGUUGGAGGAUUCUGCACCUUGGGAUACAGGGCUGAUGUGAACAAGACAAAGAGAGCGAACUGCAGUGACAGCGUGGACUGGAAAUUUAGACCAGAUCAGGAUCUUGCCCUUGAGAUACGGCAAGUAGGAAUAGCUGAUGAGGGAAAUUACACCUGCCAACUGAUAGAACUAGAUGGGAAUUUUUGGAAGACGUACCACCUGACUGUGCUGGUUCCCCCCCGGCUGAUCCUGUCCUGUGAUGAUCACGGGAACCCCGUGUGCAAGGCAGCGACAGGGAAGCCAGCUGCUCAGAUCUCAUGGGUCCUAGAAAGCAACUCCACCUCCGAGGAAGAAGACCAUGUCAACGGGACAGUAACUGUUCUCAGCAGGUUCACAGCAUAUAGCACCAACAUGAUUAAUAUGACCUGCAUUGUGUCCCACCCGACUGGGAACCAGAGCAAGUCCAUAGUCUGUCAACCCCCAAGGAACGGUGCACACUUUCUUCACUGUGUCAUCAGCCUUGCUAGUCUCCUGAGCCUCCUCUUCCUGCUUGCUGUUCUUCAUCUCUGCAUCUGUUGUGAUAGCAGGAUAAGGAGAAGGGCCUAUGUCUAACUCAGCAUCUGACCAGAGAUGAAAGAAACUCCCAGUGUGCCUCAGUCAGCAAUGGGAAAUGCAGCAGGGACUCAACAGCACCAAAAUGUUUGGGAAAAAGAAGUGAAUGUCUGCAGUGCAGCUGAUGUACCUGUGCAGGAACAUGGCACGCAGGGCAGAUGCUACCUGGCGUUUAUCAGCUCCAUCUUCCAUCAUCUCUCUAGGGCAACUAUAGAUGCUGUUAUCACUCAUGGAGUGUCAAUCUUUCUUUGUAAAACCAAAUCUAACAUACAUGCAACAGGAAAUUAGUUCAUGUUGUAUAAAAUGAGGUCAUUCCAUUUCAAAUAAAUUGUAUUCUAAUAUUUAAGUAUUGUGUUAUAGGAUAGAAUAAAACAGAAGACAUUUUCAUAGAAUCAUAGAAUAGUUUGGGUUGGAAGGGACCUUAAAGAUCAUCCAGUUCCAACCCCCCUGCCAUGGGCAGGAAUAUCCAAAUAAAUCAGGCUGCCCAAGGCCCAAUCCAACUCGUCCCUGGGGUUAACCAGGGUUAGUGAUGAAAUAAUCUGAAAAAUGAAAUGAGCACAAUUCUACAUCUUAAGUUUGCUUUAUGUAACUAUGAUACGAGGGGGGAAAAAUCCACUCUCUACAUUGAAUCUAAGCAGAGUGGAUAUUAAAAAGAAGAUGAUUUUGCUCUUUAAAGGUUUUGAUGUGCCAGUGUGAUGGUAUGUCAGAGGUGGAUGGCAAGAUCUGUGAGAUCCACUUGCAGACCUCAAGGCUAUUUCUGCAAAUUUAGGGAGAUGUGUGACCCUGGAUCUGCUCCAUCAUUACCUCCAACACCUGACUUGACACUUAAAGCUGAGAGUCCAGCAAUGAAGAUUUUUGCUGUGUUAGGUUGUACUCUAUGUUAGAUGGUGGCACAGACAUUUUAACUGUUGUGGUCCAACCCAGCAACAGCCAUGACACCAUGCCUGGUGGGGCUCAGCUUGAGCUGAAUUUGCAUUGGCUAAUCUGCAUGGAAAUGAAGAACAGAGAUGGUGGUGAUGAGAUGAGUUUUGCCUAACAGCUGAGGACAUGGCUUUAGGUUAA
Molecule: messenger RNA, 2065 nt
Organism: Cuculus canorus (common cuckoo)
Lineage: Eukaryota; Metazoa; Chordata; Aves; Cuculiformes; Cuculidae
Product: cell surface glycoprotein CD200 receptor 1-B
Exons: 6
Coding region: 176-1003 (275 amino acids)
Biological process (GO): regulation of neuroinflammatory response
Cellular component (GO): external side of plasma membrane
Molecular function (GO): signaling receptor activity
Source: RefSeq, a predicted model, not a curated record